Humulus lupulus (European hop) is the source of this 1048-nucleotide messenger RNA. RefSeq names its product receptor-like protein EIX1. Gene Ontology annotation, molecular function: protein binding. The transcript has a single exon. The coding region runs from base 1 to 828 and encodes 275 amino acids. Lineage: Eukaryota; Viridiplantae; Streptophyta; Magnoliopsida; Rosales; Cannabaceae. The record is from RefSeq and is a predicted model, not a curated record.
AUGAAUUGGUUGGGUCAACUCAGAAAUCUUGUUGAGCUUUCUUUGAACUAUAACUUGCUACAUGGUCCAAUUCCAAAAUCAUUAGGGUCAUUGCAAAAGCUUACAGAUUUAAAACUUGAUCACAAUAGACUAAAUGGGUCUCUCCCUGAUAGUUUAGGCCAGCUAUCUGAAUUGUCUUUCUUUGAUGUUUCUUUCAAUCAAUUUACUGGUAUAAUCACUGAAACACAUUUUUUAAAUCUGCAUAAGUUGAGAAGUGCAUAUCUCACUUCCAACUCUUUUGUAAUGGCUGUCAGUUCAGAUUGGACCCCCCCUUUCCAAGCACAACUUCUUUUCAUGGGUUCAUGCCAUUUAGGUCCUUCAAUUCCAACUUGGCUUAGAUCACAAAAGAAGCUCACGUUCUUGGAUUUGUCAAAUACUAGCAUUUCAGGCUCCAUACCUGAUUGGUUUUGGGAAAUGUCUUCUCAUCUUAUAUGGUUAAAUGUUUCCUCAAAUAAAUUGAAAGGUCAUCCACCAAUUCCAUUCAACCUGACUCUAGCUGUUGUUGAUUUGAGCUCAAACCAGUUUGAAGGACCCAUUCCUCUUCCAAUUGGUAAAACAGAAUUACUUGUUCUAUCCAACAAUAAAUUCUCUGGUCCUAUUCCAAAGAACAUAGGUGAUUCCCAACCAAACCUGAGACUUCUCUCUCUUUCAACCAACCAGAUAAAUGGAACACUCCCAAAUUCUAUUGGCACCAUGCAUAGCCUUGCAGCCAUUGAUCUCUCAAAUAAUAACUUAGUAGGAAAAAUGCCCAUCAACUUUCCAGAAUUUGUCAAGUUUAGAGACACUUGAUCUUGCUAACAACAAAUUAGUAGGCAACAUACCACACUGGCUUGGGAAAGGUUAUUUGGGGAGUUUGAGAAUUCUUAAAUUGAGAUCGAAUGCAUUUUUUGGUGAACUUCCAUCCAUGCUAUCAAAUUUAAGCUCAUUACAAGUGCUAGACCUUGCAGACAAUGGAUACAAUGGAAGCAUCCCAGCUAGCUAUGGAAAUUUCAAAGCAAUGAUACAAGUC